AUGCCUGAGGUGUGCACGAUGCUCGGGUUAACGAGGCAGCGCAGUAUUUCAGAAAGCGAAGAGUUAUCCGUCAGCUCUAGUUUUGACUCAGAGUCGGAGCUUCUUGAAUCACAACACGAGCUUUUGGAUAGUGAAUUUCAUGGCUACGACGAAAGUCUCGAUCCCGUCCCAAACGAGGAAGAGGCUGCUGAAUACGAGCAGCAACUCCACGAGGAGAAUGAGCAAGAAGAGGAGCUUCUCCGAAGAUUUUCAAGGGAGCAAGAUAUUUCCACAUGGUUCAAGUGCUCGAACUGUUUGCUCAAGUUAUUAGUCACAAAGGAAGAAUGCCGAUGCUGCACAGAGUUUGCAACAUGCAGCGAAAAAUUACAAGAAGUUGGUUUGGAGGGAUGCAUUGUUGACCAUCCAGGGUUCAGUGUGAAUUGCCUCAACGAGUGGGUACUACGGACAGCAGCUGUUGGACUAAAAACAAGGAAGAAAAAAUCCUAUACUUCUGUCAAAUCUGCAAAAAAUGCAUCCGAAUCUGAAUUUCUGAGGUAUGUGGCCUACAGACAAUACGUGCGCCUGGUAUAUGAGUGUGUCGGGUGGUCAAAGAGGGCAUCUCUCCCAAGUUGUGUCUACAACAAAAUACGGGAAGCAUUCCCUAGCGAAACAUUUCAUGGAUUUGAAGAGGAUAAGGAGGAUGCAAACUCUGAAGACAUGGAGUUUGAAUAG
Molecule: messenger RNA, 711 nt
Organism: Nematostella vectensis (starlet sea anemone)
Lineage: Eukaryota; Metazoa; Cnidaria; Anthozoa; Actiniaria; Edwardsiidae
Exons: 4
Coding region: 1-711 (236 amino acids)
Source: RefSeq, a predicted model, not a curated record